This is a messenger RNA of Medicago truncatula (barrel medic), 1234 nucleotides long. RefSeq names its product RGS1-HXK1-interacting protein 1. Bases 60 to 860 code for a protein of 266 amino acids. The transcript is spliced from 8 exons. The record is from RefSeq and is a predicted model, not a curated record. NCBI's taxonomy places the organism in Eukaryota, Viridiplantae, Streptophyta, Magnoliopsida, Fabales, Fabaceae.
CUAGUAAUUGUUAAGACUUAUAGCCUGAACGAAACAGCCACCGAGAGCAGUGUAUCAAAAUGGCAGAGACAGAUUCGUCGCCAUCUUCUAUCGGAGAAGAAUCAUCCUCCUCGCCGGCACCGGAACCGGCAUCACCGGUGUCAAUGGCAGAGAUGUAUUCGCUGCCCUCUAUUAACGGAGAAGACACUUCAUCCUCCCCUCCACCUCCCUCCGCAUCACUUGCGUCGAUGGCAGAGAAUUUUCAGCGUUCCGCAAUUGAAUCUGCUCGUACUGUGCAGCACAACUCUACCACCCAUUUUCGCACCUUUCAGAACUUUUUACCAGGAGCAGUGUCACAAUAUAGAACUUAUGAAGAUGCUUUCUUCAAUAAAGUUAAAGAUGGAGUGAUGGUAGCAAGGGAGAAUCCGGCUAUAGGCGUUGGUCUUGCUGUUUCUACUGCCCUUCUUGUUAUGAGAGGUCCGAGAAGAUUUCUGUUCCGCCACACAUUGGGUCGAUUUCAAAGUGAGGAGGCACGGUAUGCAAGUGCAGAGAAGAAUGUGAAGGACUUGAACCUUUCAGUAGAUUUGCUAAAGAAGGAGAGCAUAAAAUUGCUUCAAAGGACAGCUCUUGCUGAGAAGGAAAUGAAAUAUGGGCACAGCGAACUAAUGAACACUGGAGCCCAAUUACAACGCCUGGCAAAAUCAUCAUACAAGGCUGAAGCCCGAGCUACUGAUUUAAUAGACAGGCUGCGGGAUAUACCUAGCCGUGAAGCCCUGACACUUCGAGCUGAGGUUGCGUCUUUGGCUUCAAGUUUGAAGCGGCAGAGAUCUGUGCUGGACAAACGGAUAAUGAAGAUCUCCGAGUUAGGGAUUUCUGUGUGAAUCAAUGGACAAGUUUUGGUCCUUCCCUUAAUCCACACCCAUGCCAAUCAUUCCAUUUUAUUUGGAUAAAUUCUCCCGAGAGUGGAUAGCUUUACUUGUGAUGCAGACCCAUCCAUUGGGGCAUCUAUUUUUUGUUUGGUCAAUUCACUGCAUAGAUAGAUGGGGUCUUAAUAAAAAGAUGUGACUGAAAAAUUAUCUUUAGAUAUUACAGCUUUAAAGCAGUUCAAAUUGAUAGUGUCUAUUUGUUCAAGUUUUAGGCUGCCGCUAUUGUGGAACAUCAUUAUAGGAGGUCUAAGAUAGAUCACAUUUUAAUUUUGCAAGUCUAUCAGAUCUUAUAAUGCUGCAUCUAUGUAAAAUUUCCCCUAUUUUCUUUA